UAUAAAAAAUAUUAAAGUCUAACUUCAUCCGAAGUCGCAAUUUGAUAAAAAUGUAAAUAAUAAAUAAUUAUUUUUUUCAAAUGAUAUUCAGAAACUUAGCCUAAAAAUGACGAUAUUUCACGAUGAAAUAGAAAUCGAAGAUUUCGAUUAUGAUGCUGAAGAGGAAAUGUAUUAUUACCCAUGCCCGUGUGGAGACAUGUUUCAGAUAAGUAAGGAAGAAUUAAUGGCUGGUGAGGAGGUGGCUACAUGCCCUAGUUGCUCACUCGUUGUUAAAGUAAUAUACGAUGCGGAGAAAUUUAAAGCAGAAGCUGAAGAAAAACAAACUGAUUCAAAAGAAAAGGAAGCUGUUUGCAGUAUAUAGAAAUUUAAAGCAAAAUGCUCUAUAAAUUGAGCUAGAGUUACAAUAUGGAGCUUGGACAAGGCUUUAGCAAAGAGAUUUGAUAUUUACAAACCGACCGAAUCUGUACAGUUGUUGUUCAAAGACAUUUAAUAAAUAACAAUGAAUCUCUGAUAUAAUGCUUUAUUUUACACUUUAUAAAUAUUAUUUUACAACACCCAUUUAUUUUCCUUAUAAAUAUACAUUUCAAUACAUUGGGCUUGGAAGUGAAACUAGUAUUCAAAACUUUUAAGAUGACAACUAAAAUAUGGAAU
Molecule: messenger RNA, 651 nt
Organism: Pararge aegeria (speckled wood butterfly)
Lineage: Eukaryota; Metazoa; Arthropoda; Insecta; Lepidoptera; Nymphalidae
Gene: Dph3
Product: DPH3 homolog
Exons: 3
Coding region: 107-361 (84 amino acids)
Biological process (GO): protein histidyl modification to diphthamide
Molecular function (GO): metal ion binding
Source: RefSeq, a predicted model, not a curated record